Molecule: messenger RNA, 2640 nt
Organism: Oldenlandia corymbosa var. corymbosa
Lineage: Eukaryota; Viridiplantae; Streptophyta; Magnoliopsida; Gentianales; Rubiaceae
Source: the annotation of a GenBank genome assembly
AUGGAAUCUUUGGGAAAAAAUGGGGUCGAUAGUACUUUAAAGGCGCCACCGUCUGUGGUGAAGCUGGAACCCAUUGAAGCCACCCCAGAUAGCUUCCAAGAGUUCGGACAAGUUAUUGAAGCCAGCCCCGACGGCGGUGAGUUUGGGCCUUCCGAUGCUCAGCUCGACCUUAGCCGUGGCACCCCAAGGUUUUACAUUAUGCGUCUUGAAGAUAGGGAUCUCAAGUUUUCGAACAUAACCCAUCAUGCUAAUGUGACCCAGUGUUUGGGGUCUAUUGGUGGCCAUGUUUGGUACCUUGGAGUUGCUAAGCCAUCCAUUGUAGAAGCCAGUGACAUCAAAGGCACAGUGGGGGGUGACAUUGUGCAAUCGCGUUGCGGCCAUUUUUAUGUGCCUCCCUCUGUUGAUGAUGUGCGUGCUUUCAGAAUUUCGGGUUCCAAGCUUCUGAAGUUGAACAGAGGUACAUGGCAUGCUGGUCCGUUGUUCAAAGACAGGGCUAUGGACUUCUACAAUCUUGAGCUGAGCAACACCAAUGUGGUGGAUCACACUACUCAUGACUUCAUCAAGAACAACAAUGCGAUCUUUGUCCUGGAUGAUACUUUGCUUCUCGAUGCUGUGAAAGACUAUUACCAGAAGAUUGGUGAAUGCUGGAGAAACUGGAACUUGCAAAUGGAAGGUGUUUGUGAUAAUCAGGAGAUUCCUGGUGUUAGUUUAGGCUUUGGAGAGGAUCAAUACCUCGGGCUGAUUGACAUCUCUCACGAGGACGACGAUCUUCUCGCCGAAUCACCUUGUUUUAGGUCCUCUGCUGACUCCCACAUCUCAGUGACAUUUGAUACUAAUAAAGAUGAGAAUGGCGGCUACAAUUCAUUGCAGCCUCAUUUCUCUCAACUAGUCAAACACAAAGCACCUAACCUCCUGCAGGAUGAACACGAGAGACAACUUGGUUUUGUGCCAGAAACCCUAAGUUAUGGACGCCCAAGUCUAGCUUGGGACAGUGCAUUCUUUACAGAUGACGGUGUCCUGGAUGAAGAUGAGUUGACUUUGAUGAACGAGGGACUAAAUGCUGCUGAGAUGCGACCUAUCGCGCAUAAAGAUGUAAACAAACAGAGAGUCAGAUCCGGAUACAGCAAAACAGUUGAUGCUUUUUCCUCAGCUUCAAGGAAGAUUAAUGCCUGCAUUCUGAAUAGGACUAACAAAUCAGCUUCUGAGGGAGGAAGAAUGAGUAUUCAAAGAUCACUAGAAAAUAAGCCACAGAGUAUGGCUUCAAAGCUAUCGAGUCCGUUGGUAAAUCUAUUGUCUGGAAAGAGUAGAAGUGCAUCAGUAGAUGCUUACCGUGCCAAGAAGGAGAGUAGAGCUGAAACUUUGUUAUCUGUUGAUAAAUUCAAGCUCAGGAAGAAGUCUGCUUUCGAGAAUUCUUGCAGGCUUUCCUCUCCUACUGUUGCAUUUGGUUCUUCGGUCUUUCCUCGCUGCACCAAUAUUUCAACUCAUGCUGCUAUGAUAAAAAGUGAGAAGGGGCCAAAUUCAUCUGCGGAGUCGAACUCUGGACCGAAUUCAUCUCUAGAUUUGCCGUUGAUCGACAUUGUCCAGACAGGGUAUGCUAGUUCUCCAGUUGAACUGGUGAACUAUCAAUCUACACCAGAUGCAUAUCGAGUCCUUGGCGACUCCAGAGGAAAAAUUAGGUCAUCACAUCUGCGCAUGCCAUCACCUAAGAUGGGUUUCUUUGACGAGGGAAAAUCACUGAUACCAACAAUGCAAGGGAGUAUACAGUUUAAGUUUGAAACACAAGGUACACCACCUAUCAUAAAUUACCCACCAGACCGGAGAACAAAUAAACACCUCCGCUCAGGGAUGUCAUCAGAGACUAAGCCUUUGAAGCAAGGUUCGAAGAGUAUGCAACCACAGCAUCCUGUUCAGGAGAUCGGACGGAUUAGGUCAGAGGGAAAGCUCAGGAGACAGUCUUCUAGAUUAUGGAAUAGUGGAAAAACAAGGCCAGAUGUAGAUUUGAAACUGCAAUCUGGCACAUGUGGAGAAGGAGGAGGAGAAUGGAUAUGCUCAAAAUGCCAGAAAAUAGGCUCUGAUGUGCAGGAUCGAAAGAGAGUAGGUAAAGUAUCUGUUUCGAGGCAAGAUGAUGAAAAGAGAGUUAAAGCAAGGCUCAAGAAUGGAGGUGGCAGACAGAUUGGGGUGCAAAGAGAUGUUCCUAAGAUCAAAGGAGAACGUAGGGGACCUGCUGAAAAUGAACAACAGAAACCGAACAAUCUGCCAUCAGGAAGCGAGGACGAAACAAGAAAUUUCGAGAACCAAGUUAAUGACUUGAGCAAGUAUUUUGAGGUCAUUGAUUUGAGCAAGGUCAUGCGGAUAGAAAACGAGUUUGACAGCAAAAUCUUCAAUUUCAAAGGUGAGAAUGACACUGAUAAUCGGAACCAGGAAAACCCGAAGCUCUUCAGGAAUGAGAGUCCAUUUCUGGCAGGAGAUGAAUCCUCCCCAAGUUCUACAAGAACACCUCUGGCUGACAAAACAUCCAUCUCCAAUCGAAGUGGAUCAAUCCCAAGCACAGAGAAGGUAGCUUCGAAGUCAUGGGUUCACGCAUGUUCAGGAAAAGAGAACAGCUUUCCCCGUCAAACUUAAGCUGCAUUGGAGAUCAAG